AUGUUUCUUCCACCACAAUGUUCAUUGGGAGGAGAAAUUCCUUUCGUCGGCCGUAACUCUUUCUCUUCUCUACAUUGUGAUCCACGUGGUGCUGUGUGGGCUGUUGAUAAAUCUAACACACAGGUCUUUUAUUUCUCUGCUACUAUGGUAUCAGACAUGAUAUCAUCACCAGCGAUGACAUCUGUUGAACCUUCUACUCCUAUUUUUGAGUGUAAUGAGGAUGACCGUAUUCUUUCAAUUGCGUUUCCAACGAUUUGCGGUUGCCAACAGGUCUUUGUUUGUAUUGCCACUGUAAAAGGGUGUCUUGUAUUAUGUGAUGCAGAUAAUCCACAAAUUGUGCUACAUCAAUGUGAGUUAGAGUCACAAUUAACAGCUAUAACCGCUGUUUCUAUAAAUGAAGGGAGUGAAGCUCAGAAGAAUCACAUGGGAGGAUCAGUACCAUCAGUAUUAACGACAGAGGAUAUGGUGAGUGGUGUUUCAGUAUUAGUUUCAUUCUUUGAUGGUAUUUUUAGCGAAGUAGUGUUAGUAGAAUGGGGUGGGGAUGAAGAGGGUGUCAGUGCAACAGGUCUCUUUCGUAUUCGUGGUCGUCUUCACACUAUAAUGAUUGAUGAGAUGUGUGAGCGAAUCGUAACGGUUGCUCAACGCGGGGAUGUGGAUGUGUGGAAUUGGCGGCGUAGUGUAGAUGAGACACUUAUAUUUGGUAUGCCAGCAUAUGAUACGAAUGAGUAUGGUGAACCCUCCUGUUGUACACUGGUUCGUGGGGAACGUCUUUGGAUAGGAACAACAACAGGAAAUAUGGUAGUUUUUCCGUUAUUGUUACCACAUACAUCUAUGCCUUCUUCUUCUUCUUUUUCAAACAAGAUGGAAAAAGACGGUAAGGCUCCACGAUGUGUGUGGCAGGCUCAUCGUAAUGGGAGUGCGGUGCGGAGUUUAUUAGUGAUGUCGCUUGGACGUCAUAUGUGGAGUUACGGUGAAGAUCAACAGGCACUCGUGUGGGAUGCGGUGCAAUUAACACUACAGGGAUCUUUUCAAUUUCCUGGUAAUGGUUUUUUGUCGCUUUCUUCUGGGGAACGCUGUGCACAUACCACUCUUUGGGGUGUUAAUGCCACUGCAGGAACAGCCACGUGGUUUGUGGUGAAGGAGCCUCUUAUCUGUGAUGAGCGGAGUUCUCUGUUGACGCGUGAUGAGUGUAUUAUGAAGACUCAAGAUGCCGAGCGCUUUUAUGUGCUGGAUAUGCUUAUUUCGCAUCUUUGUUCGGUACUUCAAUUGGACCAAUACGAAGAAGAAUCAGAAGAAAAUAAUAAUAAUGAUAAUGAUGAUGAUAAUGAAAUGAAAGAUAUGUAUCCACGGAAAUCCAAGCCUGAACUGAGACAGAGAAAAGUCCAUGAUGAUAGAGAAGAGGGAACUGUGAAUGUGGGGAAUACACUGUCAACACCCCCACACUUGGAUGUGGCCUUGCAGCAAUUGCAGGACGAUCAACCAACUUUGCGUUUAUUACCUCCCGCUAUCGCCUCACUUGUAGUGGGUCAGCGAAUGCUGCAGCGGGCACUUAUUGAAGAGGGACUUUAUUCAAUGAGUUUUCUUGAAGAUUUGCGGCAGUUACUGCAGUUGCGGCGUCAACACCGUGAAUUACAAUCACAAGUGCAACGUUGUCUGGUUGGAUUGAAUGAACUAUUGCCACCCAAUGAGUGCUGUGAAAGUAUAGAAGAUGUGGUAGACACCACACGCUCUUUAUUACAAUGCGGUGGGAUAUCAACGUCUAUCGUAACAUCUCCAAAUAAAAUGUCAAUGGAACAACAACAACAACAACAACAACUGCCAAUACACUCACAGAGACAUAGUAAAUCACUAGAAGACACUCCUCCUCCUCCUAUACAUAUUUCUCUUUCCCAUACUACGGAUACUAAUAAUAAUAAUAAUAAUAAUAAUAAUAAUAAUAAUACUGCUGCUGCGGUGACGAUGAGGGGUAGUGUAUUACUGCCAGAGACGAUAGAGGCACGUCAUGUACACAUCCGUCAAUUAGAAGAAGAUCUCGCAGCGGAGCGACGCCGCCGCGAAGAACUCGAGGCACAAUUCACCGCCGCCGAGGAGGAACGACAGGAAAUGCAGCAACAACUCACACGGGCCCAUCGUCUGCAGGAAGAAUUUGAGUCCCGCACAGUCGCACUGGAAAAGGCCCUUAAAGCCGCCAAACGUGCAGCCGCCGUUCCCGCCGCCGGGGCCACACGAUUGUGUGAAUUGGAGACUUCUCUGCUGGAGGCAAACCGCCGAGUGGAGGAACUGCAAUUGAAGGUGGAAACACUCACGCGGGGAGAAGUGCAGAUGCAGCAGGAGAACAGAUCUCUUCAAACAUUCUUGCAUCGAUAUAGAGUGAAGGAACAACUUGCCAAGCGGGUAUUCGCAAACUUUAUUGAAACACAGAAUCAUGUGCUGGAUAAACUGGAAGGGAUGCUGCAAGAGACAACGAACAAGCGCAAUCCAUAUAGCGAUAAGGAUAGAAAUGGUAGGGAUGAUAUUCCAGGUGAUGUGGAAAUACUGUACGAUUGGCUUUGUGCUCGAAUUGAAGAACAACGUGAAACUCACGCCGGUCUUAGACACAGCUACAUGCAACAGUCAGAAGAAGGAGAAGGGAAGGAAUGGGAAAUGGCAUCCACAUCAUCUUCAACAGCACCGGUAUCAUGUGUGAAGUGA
Trypanosoma theileri is the source of this 2691-nucleotide messenger RNA. RefSeq lists its product as uncharacterized. The coding region runs from base 1 to 2691 and encodes 896 amino acids. The record is from RefSeq and is a predicted model, not a curated record. NCBI's taxonomy places the organism in Eukaryota, Euglenozoa, Kinetoplastea, Trypanosomatida, Trypanosomatidae. The transcript has a single exon. Gene Ontology annotation, molecular function: protein binding.